This is a messenger RNA of Diorhabda sublineata, 2186 nucleotides long. RefSeq names its product transmembrane protease serine 9-like. Lineage: Eukaryota; Metazoa; Arthropoda; Insecta; Coleoptera; Chrysomelidae. The transcript has 12 exons. The record is from RefSeq and is a predicted model, not a curated record. The coding region runs from base 99 to 2186 and encodes 695 amino acids. Gene Ontology annotation, molecular function: serine-type endopeptidase activity. Gene Ontology annotation, biological process: proteolysis.
UUGUUAUGUUGAAUUCGUGAUAUUUAUGUAAUUGUUAGUUCAAAAUUAAUUGCAGUAAAAUAUUCCCCAUGAUCAAAUAUUAAAUAGUUAUUGUGAAUAUGACAUAUAAAAUAUGUGCUUUACUUAUUUUUUCAAUCUUCUUUACAGAAGCAAAUUGUUUGGAAUCUAUAAACGAUCAUCCAAACUGGAAAUAUUUUCCAUCUGAAGAUUGUGGAAAAACAAUUUAUCAAACAAUAACGGGUAGAAUAGUUGGAGGUAAAACAUCCAAAAUUGGACAGUUCCCAUGGAUAGUGAGACUAGGAGUGUUAGAGGAAAACCAAAUCGAACCUUUUUUUAUCUGUGCCGGAUCCUUAAUAACAACAAAAUAUGUUAUAACUGCCGGUCAUUGUGGAACAGACAUGGAAGUAGCUCGUUUAGGUGAAUAUGAUUCAACUCAGGAUGUCGAUUGCGACGAGGAGGAAACAUAUUGUACCACCUACCAAGAUAUUCAGAUUGCUGAAUAUAUAUUCAAUCUAUAUGAUCCAUUCACAUCUCAAGAUGAUAUUUGCUUAAUUCGUUUAGAAAAAGAAGCCGUUAUUGAUGAUUUCGUGAGGCCUAUUUGCUUACCCCAAGGGCAUUUAGUUAACAAAGACUUAACUGGUAGAAAAGUGCAAGUCGCUGGCUGGGGUUAUGUAAAUAGCGAUACGUACACAACAGCCGAUACCUUAAUGUAUGUUUCGUUACCGAUAAUUGAAAGAACUGAAUGUGAUGCAAUAUAUAAACGUAAUCUGACUAAUUUUCAAUUGUGUAUAGGAACUGAAGGAAAAGAUUCAUGUAACGGGGAUUCUGGAGGUGGCGCAACUAAACUAAUGAAAAGACAUCAUGAACUUCGUUAUUAUUUAAUCGGCAUUGUUUCUUAUGGGAAAAAAGACUGUGGGAAAGGACCAGCAGUAUAUACAGACGUCUCUAAAUAUUUGAAAGAUAUUUUGGAUGCAAUAACACAAUUCACAAGAACUUGUGCACGCUACGAUUUCAAUAUCCCCCAUUUGGUGAUAAAAGUCCUUCACAACCAACUGUGUUUCGCUGGUCUAGCGAAAUUGAAAGAAGCAUGUGUUCAGUCAGAUCCCUGUCCAAAUCCACCGUAUGGACAAACAGGAGACUGCAAAGUACUCACUGAAUGUGAAAGCUUGUACCAUAUUUUAAAAAACCGUCCCAUUAAAGCUGCCGAUGCCAAUAAGUUAAGACAGGCGCAAUGUGGAUUCGAAGGUACGUUACCAAAAGUAUGUUGUCCUCUCGAUGAUAGACCUCCAACAACUACUCAGCAAGAAAGUUAUGGAAGUGCAAAACCUGCAGAUAGCAAUCUUUUACCAUCAACAGAUAUAUGUGGAGUAGCUACUUUAGACGAAAAAAUUUUAGGUGGAAACGCUACGGAAUUAGACGAAUUCCCGUGGAUGUGUUUGGUGGAAUAUGAAAGAGAUAAUAGGAAACAUGGGUUUUAUUGUGGAGGUGUAUUAAUAAAUAACAGAUAUAUUUUGACGGCUGCUCACUGCGUCAAGGGAAAAGAUCUUCCAAAGUCGUGGAAGCUAGUAGGGGUACGGUUAGGAGAAUAUAAUCUCGAUACAGAAGAAGACUGUAAAUUAACUGCCAAAGGAACAAAUAUAUGUGCUCCUGCUCCGAUUAAUGUGGCUGUGGAAGAGAAAAUUGCCCACGAACAGUACAAUCCUAACGAUCCCAAUCAGUACCACGACAUUGCUCUUCUUAGAUUGAGUAGACCAGUUACUUUCACUAAUUACGUGAGACCUAUCUGCCUUCCAAAAACUUCAGCUACCCAAGGAGAAUAUGUAGGAAAGAAUUUAUUCGUUGCUGGAUGGGGUAAAACUGAAACAAGAUCAGAAAGUAACAUUAAACUCAAAUUGAAAAUUCCAGUCAAAUCUAAUAGAGAAUGUUCGAGAACCUAUACUCAAGCAGGUGUGCAAGUAAAUUCGGGACAAUUGUGUGCAGGAGGAGAGAAAGGAAAAGAUUCCUGUAGAGGUGACAGCGGAGGCCCUCUAAUGACAUUCACUGUUAAUGAAGACGGCAAACCUGGUUGGUACAUUAUUGGUGUAGUUUCCUUCGGACCUUCGCCUUGUGGUAUGGAAAAUUGGCCUGGUGUCUACACAAGAGUAGAGAACUACGUCCAGUGGAUAGUAUCUAAGUUGAGGCCUUGA